GUUCAACCUAUAUAGUAUUUAAGCGAUGUAUAUUAUAUAUAUAUCUGUGUGUGUUGGUGCCCAGGGUACACAGAAGGGUGCGUUGAGAUUGGCCCACCACAGCUUAGCUUGUGACCGUACCCGGUGGCCCACAAGAGCUUGCCGGCUCGAGCCGGUCCCACCGGCCUUCGCGAUGAGCGACGAUGAGAGGGCCUCGUCCGCGUCCACGUCCGCGUCGGGCGAGUCGAGUCAGUCGAGUGAGCGAAGUGAGGCGGAGGAGGCCAGGUGUUGCGAAGGAAGGUCCAAGCAGCUUGGGCAUAGCAUGCAUCGGCAGGUGGUCAGAUGUUGCAGGAGCACGUGUACCAUUGUCCUCCUGCUUCUGUGUAGCUGGGCUGCAGCCUUCCUUGGCACGUGCCACUUUGGAGCGGACAGUUACUGUAAUGGAACCUGUCAACUCAAAAUAGCCAUGGAAGUGUAUGGCAUUGCCUUUUAUGCAGUGAUUGCUUCUACCGCCCUAGCGGGUUGUGGAGCCAUGUGGCUGUGGUGCAAAGCCACCACCUUGCACCUGAUUCAUGCAUCCCACUUUCUGGUCCUCAAUUGGGUAGAGGGCCUUGGUUUUCUCAGCUUCAUCAUUUAUUUGAUGAGGGAUAAGAGUCACAUUCUAUGCCCUGAACCUUGGAGAAUGACGCAUUGGAAGUUCCAGGCCGGCGACGCAUUGGUUUUUGAGAUGUUCCGAAUCCUGCUACAACUGUGUGAACUCAUUUUCCUUCAAGGACUGAUUCAAGACAGUCUCCGAAGCAUUUGGCCAGCCCUGAAUCGCCCGAGACAGGGCGUGUGGCUGAGGCGCAUGCUUCAGGCGGAACUUGCUGGUGUGGCACUGGGCCUACUCGUUUCUUUCACGGGCUUUUGGCCGGUGGCGGCACUGGGCAGCACAGCAUUCGUGUGUGCGAUCGUGCCGAUUCUGUUGUGCUUCCUCAUGUGGGUGGUCCUUGUUGGUGCCACCUUGUGCCAGACAUUUUCACUCCUCCAGACAUCACUGAGCAUGUCACAGAGUGAAGGCUGCUGGUCGUUUUCCCAGGCUUUGCGGAGUGGCCGGAGAGCUGCUUUGCUGCAAGGCUUGGGCUUGGUGGGCAGCCUGACCACGACCAUCGUCUUUGUGAUUACUUGUGACUUAUGGAUCCAGCAGCCGGACCGAGGUUCGCCAGCAGUCAUCGCCGGACAUUGUUUGAACCUGCUGGUGAAUGCAGUUGGGGUCAUUUUGCUUUCGGGGGCCUACCGCCUGUGCGGGCAACCUUCGCCAGCAGCAACCAAGCCAAAAAGAUGUAGCUACACGUGCUGGAGCUUCAGUCACCCCAUCACGCGGACACGAGCCAUCGGAGGAAGUGAAUGGGAGGCCAAGACUCAGGAGUUGGCCGGUCGUGGAAUAUCUGUGCAGAAGCUUCUGUCCUUCUACCGGAGGCUGGGCAAGGAUGUCAUGUUGUCGUACCAGCCGGAUGUGCAUACUACCAAUGAUGUGGUAAGACUGGCAAUUAUCCCAUUGACUUCAACAGCAUGCUCUUCGUAUGCCCAACUAGUGGUGAACGAAGGUGAAAGUUUGAUGCCCGGAAAGAUGGUGACCCACAAUUGGUCCAACCUUUUCCAAGACCUGCUGGCGAGUGUCAUCGCAGAUGCCCUUGGAGAGCACACCUGUGAGCUUGUCUCCAGCUUGUUGUCGGAGACUUCUGGCAUUAAUGCGCUGGAGCAAGUGCUCGAGGUACAAGAAUGCCUAGACGAUGCAUAUUGGAUUUGUGCCUUUGCAGUGAAUCAGCACGCUGGAAUUUGUGGGGCGACCACCUGUGGAGAGGUUGAUCCAGUGACAAUGCUCCCUCAUCCAGUGUGUUCAUGCAAGAUGCCCAAAUGCUUCAACACGACGCCACCUUUGAAUGAGCAUGGUGAGAGCAUCCCUUGUGAGAUGAACAAGUUUGAUGAUAUGAUGUCCUUCCUCGCAUGCAGAGAUCCCUCUUUUGCUGAGGUGGUAGUUGUUGAUACAUCUUUGGAACUUUUCAACAGGGCUUGGUGUAUGGCGGAGCUGGCAGAAGCUCAGCGAAUGGGUAUGGCGCAGAGCCUUCUAGUCCGGAACAAAGCUACUUUGCUCCGCAGACAGCACAGUCUAGAAGGCCUCAAAGUGCAAGAUCUGACCGCGAGUCGUCCAGAAGAUGUUGAUGCAAUCCUUGCGAAGAUUCCCGACAAGGAUAAGUUCAACAGAAAGCUUCGAGAGCUAAUCUUUGACGAGAACGUUGGCCUUUUGACGGUUUGGACACAUGCCGACGCGCUACAACGAAUGGAGGAGAUCUCCCAUGUAUUGAAGUGGGCACGCAUGUCAACUGCUGUGAAAGAUGGAGUGCAAGUCUGGCGAAACUGGGUCACCUGAAGAUCCGACAGACUCGAUGGGCAACGAGUCCGUACGCCACAGCUUUGCAUCAGACGUGGCGUUCGACGCGGCAGGACGAGCACCACUCACGGUGGACUUCAGGGUCGGCCGACGUGGCAUCACUUGAUCCACCUUGGACCCUUCGGGGUGGAGUGGUCAAUAUCCCAAAAGGCUUUGCAUGGCUCUACCUACUAGACUUUCAGGCAUAAACGCGCAACCGACUUGGAGACUUUCGAUCAUCUCCCUCUUAG
Molecule: messenger RNA, 2640 nt
Organism: Durusdinium trenchii
Lineage: Eukaryota; Dinophyceae; Suessiales; Symbiodiniaceae
Source: the annotation of a GenBank genome assembly